Eubalaena glacialis (North Atlantic right whale) is the source of this 414-nucleotide messenger RNA. Its product is annotated as high mobility group nucleosome-binding domain-containing protein 3-like. Gene Ontology annotation, cellular component: chromatin; nucleus. Lineage: Eukaryota; Metazoa; Chordata; Mammalia; Artiodactyla; Balaenidae. Gene Ontology annotation, molecular function: nucleosomal DNA binding. The record is from RefSeq and is a predicted model, not a curated record. Bases 54 to 329 code for a protein of 91 amino acids. The transcript has a single exon. Gene Ontology annotation, biological process: chromatin organization.
GCCAGCAGUUCCAGCCCGUUGCUUUACUUUUUAGCUGCACCAACGUAGUCAUUAUGCCGAAGAGAAAGUCUCCAGAGAAUCCAGAGGGCAAGGAUGGAUCCAAAGUAACUAAACAGGAGCCCUCCAGACGGUCUGCCAGGUUGUCAGCGAAACCUGCUCCCCCAAAACCUGAAUCUAAACCAAGGAAAACAUCUGCUAAGGCCCUUAUCCUAUGCAUAGAUCCUCACAUUAGCCCUACUGAGAAAGAACUGGCAACAAAGGUUAAUAAAGGUGCUAAAGGGAAGAAGGAGGAAAAGCAAGAAGCUGGAAAGGAAGGCACAGAAAACUGAAUCUGUAAAUGAGGGAGAAUGAAUUGUCAUGAAAAUUGGGGUUGAUUUUAUGUACCUGUUGGGACAACUUUUAAAAGCUAUUUUU